GCUGCUCGGACAGGAGAUUGUACCACAUCCAGUAAACUCCGCUCGUUGGUGUUAAUGUUUACGGAGGAUUACAGCAAGCAGCGGAAUGGAGAGCAGCAGACAGUGAGCAGACUUGAGGAGGCAUAAUAACAAAGCCAAAAAUAAACCAUCAUGGAUUUCACUUUUUUAUUAUCAGCCGCUAUUUUCACACUUCUCGCCAUCGUGAUCGCUACAUCCUUAUUUAACGGCUCAUCGUCCUCUGGCGACGCGACAAACUCGCUGCGAUAUUUCGGACGAGGUUCAACCGGAGGAUUAGACCAAGAUGGGCCAAAGCUGAACGGUCAUAUACCCGACAAGAAGGAGAAGAAACCGGAGACGGGGGACGACUGGUGCGACAUCAGCGGGAGCUCACACGACCACUGGGAUGUAGUAAAAUCAGUGCUUUCAGAGGACACACAUUCCCACGCUCCCACUGAAGAGCAGUCAGCACCAGCUGACUGUUCAUCCUCCACCUCCAUGAGUUUAGAGGUAGACUCGUCAUCCGAGGCCUCAUCGGUGAAGAGCCGCAGGUCUUUCAUUGGGCUCUCUGAUAAGGAACUCCUAAAGUGUGCUUUCUCUCACCCCCAGACUGAAGGAGCCACAGAGAGCCCAGGCGUCAAUGCAGAUGAGGAGUCGUCAAAUGAAAAUGAUGCCUUGAAGUACAUUCCUGGAAAGGCUCGAUCCCACCACUUGCAGAUGAUGAUGUCCACAGAGGAGCUGGAGGAGGAACAAAGGGUGCAACGAGAGCAGCUGGCAGCCAUCUUCCAGCUGCUGAAGGACAACAAGGAGACAUUUGGGGAUGUGACAGAGGGAGACAUGGAGGAGCAGCUCAGACUUUACUCCAUCUGACGCUCCACAACCAUCUGACACAUGUCGUGUUUGCCAUCCUGCCUCUGAUGGCGCCCCUCAACCUGCGGGCGCUCCCAAAGGACUACUCCAGUACACCAAAUACUUAAAUAAACUCUUUCACAGUAUUCUACACUCUAUACUUCCACCAAAACAACAGUCAUCCUUGUGUCAAUACGCCACUAUAUGUUCUGUUUUAUUGUGUUGUUGCUGUUAAAGCCAACGGUUAAUCAUACCAACCACACCAAACAACUCAGGCUCUUUCAGAUAAAAGGGAGGAUUUUCUAGCUAAGAAGGAAUCAAAGACUACAGGAGGAUCUCAGACAAUUAGAGUAUCAUGGAAACUUUUUUUUUUUUGCUGAGUUAAUUCAAAAAGUUAAACUUUGGUUGAAUCUAGUCAUUGCAUAUACAAUGAAAUAUUUUUAACAUUUUAAUCCUGAUGCUUUUAGCAUACAAAAACAGCAUUUCAAAAUAUUAUAAACCCCAAUUUCAAAAAAAUUGGGACACUCUUUAAAAUGUGAAUAAAAAUAGAAUGCAGUGAUUUGCAAAUACUCUUCAACUUAUAUUCACUUAAGUACUGCACAAAGAUGAGAUUUGUACAAAUUCUAAUUGAUGCUUACAACAUGUUCCAAAAAAGUUGGGACAGAGGCAAAAUAGACUGAGUAGGUUGUUGAAUACUCAAAAAAAAAUCUACAAGUUUAAUUGGUGAGGUGAUAAUUCCAUGACUAUGUAAGGGGAAAAAGCCAGCAUCUGUGAUGGUGGGGGGUGUAUUGGUGCCCUUGACAUGGGUAAUUUGCAUAUCUGUGAAGGCAUCAAUGAUACUGAGAGGUACAUAAAGAUUUUAAUGCAAGGUAUCUAUCCAGACAACAUCACUCUCAUAGGCAUCCCUUAUUUCAGCAAGAGAAAUCCAAGCCACACUGCACGAGUUACAACAGCAUGGCUUCAUAGUAAAAGAGUUUGAGUGCUAGACUGACCUGCAUGUAGUGCAAACCUAUGGCACAAAAUACAACAAUGGAAACCCAGCACUGUUGGGUAACUUAAGAUGUACAUCGAGCAAGAAUAGGAAUCCUCUUUCAAUACUUCACCAACUAGUGUCUUCAGGCCCCAGUCUUUUACAGUGUUGUUAAGUUGCUCAACACAAUGGUGAAAAUGCUCAUGUCCCAACUUUUUUCGGAUGUGUUUCAGGAAUCAAAUUUAGAAAACAUUGAUAUUUCGAAAACAAACUAAAUAAAGCCGAUCAGUUUAAA
Messenger RNA from Cheilinus undulatus (humphead wrasse), 2111 nucleotides. RefSeq names its product matrix-remodeling-associated protein 7-like. Bases 151 to 867 code for a protein of 238 amino acids. The transcript is spliced from 4 exons. The record is from RefSeq and is a predicted model, not a curated record. NCBI's taxonomy places the organism in Eukaryota, Metazoa, Chordata, Actinopteri, Labriformes, Labridae.